Molecule: messenger RNA, 1535 nt
Organism: Morus notabilis
Lineage: Eukaryota; Viridiplantae; Streptophyta; Magnoliopsida; Rosales; Moraceae
Product: nuclear envelope-associated protein 2
Exons: 6
Coding region: 282-1319 (345 amino acids)
Source: RefSeq, a predicted model, not a curated record
UUUCAAUGGGAAAACAAAAAAGAGAGUUCUAAUUUUAAUUCUGAGUGGUUUUUUGUCGCACGUUGGAAAACAGAGGAGCUUGCCAAGUGGGUUUUUUGCUCUCAAGCUUUGAACUCAAACUGGGUUUUCUCCAGAAUCUGAUAUGAAGAUCAUAGCUUUUUCUGCAAAGGACCUUAGACCACCAUUUCUUGGCCUUUAGAGCUUUGAUUCAGUACAAAAAGAUACCGGAGCGUCAACAAUAAAAUUCAGCUCCACCGUUGGAUCAAUCACUUUAGUUUCUGAUGUCAAACUUUGAGAGAUCAUCAGCAUCAUCAUCAUCAACAUCAGUGUGUGAGAUAGAUCCCUUGCUGAAGGAUUUGAAUGAGAAGAAGCAGAGUUUUCGGCGAAACGUGGUGUCGUUAGCGGCCGAGCUGAAGGAGGUUCGGAGCCGCUUGGCAUCUCAGGAGCAGUCUUUUGCUAAAGAAACCCUAACAAGACAGGAGGCAGAAACAAAGGCUAAAACAAUGGAAGAUGAGAUGGGAAGAUUGCAGAAAAGAUUGGAAGAGAGAAAUGAGCAGCUUCAGGCCUCAACAUCUACAACUGCGAAGUCUCUGAAGGAGUUGGACGCUGUCAGAUUGCAGCUUGCAUCCACUCAAGCAACUGCAGAUGCUAGUGCUGCCUCGGCUCAAUCAGCACAACUUCAGUGUUUGGCGCUUCUGAAGGAGUUAGAUGAGAAGAACUUCUCAUUAAAAGAGCACGAGGAACGUGUAACCAGGCUAGGAGAGCAGCUAGAUAAUCUGCAAAAGGACCUUCAGGCCCGGGAAUCUUCCCAAAAGCAGCUGAAAGACGAAGUUAUGAGAAUCGAACACGACAUAAUGCAGGCUAUUUCCAAAACCGCGGCAAACAAGGAUUGUGAACUGAGGAAGAUACUAGAUGAGGUCUCUCCGAAGAACAUCGAGAAGAUGAACAGGCUUUUAGUUGUUAAGGACGAAGAAAUAGGGAAAUUGCGAGAUGAAAUCAGGGUUAUGUCUGCUCACUGGAAGAUGAAAACCAAAGAAUUGGAAUCUCAGUUAGAGAAGCAGCGGCGAGCAGAUCAGGAACUGAAAAAGAGGGUGUUGAAGUUGGAAUUCUGUCUUCAGGAAGCUCGAUCGCAAACUCGUAAACUCCAAAGGAUGGGAGAACGAAGGGACAAAGCUUUGAAAGAACUGAGAGAACAGUUGGCAGCAAAACAACAAGGUGAAACUGUGAGUAGUGUGAAACAGAAUUUCUGGGAAACUUCUGGUUUCAAAAUCGUGGUUUCCAUGUCAAUGUUGGUAUUGGUGGUGUUCUCCAAGCGAUAAAUCCCGAACUUAACUAGCGUAUUUGUGUAUAAAACCGGCUUAAAUCUGUAGGUGUUUAGGAGUAUAGGAGUAGUUUAAGAAAGGGUUUUUUUUUUUUUUUUUUUUCCCUUGCUUGAAGUUUAAGAAGGUCAUUUUGCUUGUAGACAAUUCACAUUGUAGAGUUUUUAGUUCUUCAUAUCUUGUGUAGAAUUAGACAACAGUAUUUAUUUUCUUAAA